Choloepus didactylus (southern two-toed sloth) is the source of this 5188-nucleotide messenger RNA. RefSeq names its product protein tyrosine phosphatase non-receptor type 23 (gene PTPN23). The coding region runs from base 72 to 4961 and encodes 1629 amino acids. The record is from RefSeq and is a predicted model, not a curated record. Gene Ontology annotation, cellular component: endosome. Lineage: Eukaryota; Metazoa; Chordata; Mammalia; Pilosa; Megalonychidae. Gene Ontology annotation, molecular function: protein tyrosine phosphatase activity; protein binding. Gene Ontology annotation, biological process: early endosome to late endosome transport; protein transport to vacuole involved in ubiquitin-dependent protein catabolic process via the multivesicular body sorting pathway; protein dephosphorylation. The transcript is spliced from 25 exons.
UCGGUGCGUUUGGCUGAGCCAGCGGCGAGCGGCGAGGGGAGCGGCAGGGUGGCCGGCUGGUGUCAGCCGCCAUGGAGGCCGUUCCCCGCAUGCCCAUGAUCUGGCUGGACCUGAAGGAGGCGGGUGACUUCCACUUCCAGCCGGCCGUGAAGAAGUUUGUGCUGAAGAAUUAUGGAGAGAACCCAGAAGCCUACAAUGAGGAACUGAAGAAGCUGGAGUUGCUUAGACAGAAUGCUGUCCGUGUACCACGGGACUUUGAGGGCUGCAGUGUCCUCCGAAAGUACUUAGGACAGCUCCACUACCUGCAGAGUCGGGUCCCCAUGGGCUCAGGCCAGGAAGCCGCCAUCUCUGUCACCUGGACUGAAAUCUUCUCUGGCAAGUCUGUGGCCCAUGAGGACAUCAAGUACGAGCAGGCCUGCAUUCUCUACAACCUUGGGGCACUGCACUCUAUGCUGGGGGCCAUGGACAAGCGAGUGUCUGAGGAGGGCAUGAAGGUCUCCUGUACCCACUUCCAGUGUGCAGCUGGCGCUUUUGCCUACCUGCGCGAGCACUUCCCUCAGGCCUACAGCGUCGAUAUGAGCCGCCAGAUCCUCACGCUCAAUGUCAACCUCAUGCUGGGCCAGGCUCAAGAGUGCCUCCUGGAAAAGUCGAUGUUGGACAACAGGAAGAGCUUUCUGGUGGCCCGCAUCAGUGCCCAGGUGGUGGAUUACUACAAGGAGGCAUGCCGGGCCCUGGAGAACCCUGACACUGCCUCACUGCUGGGCCGGAUCCAGAAGGACUGGAAGAAGCUGGUGCAGAUGAAGAUCUACUACUUUGCAGCAGUGGCCCAUCUGCACAUGGGGAAGCAGGCUGAGGAGCAGCAGAAGUUUGGGGAGCGGGUUGCAUAUUUCCAGAGUGCCCUGGACAAGCUCAAUGAAGCCAUCAAGUUGGCCAAGGGCCAGCCUGACACUGUGCAAGAUGCACUUCGCUUCACUAUGGAUGUCAUUGGGGGAAAGUACAAUUCUGCCAAGAAGGACAAUGAUUUCAUCUACCAUGAGUCUGUCCCAGCACUGGACACCCUUCAGCCUGUUAAAGGAGCCCCCUUGGUGAAGCCCUUGCCAGUGAACCCCACAGACCCAGCUGUUACGGGCCCUGACAUCUUUGCCAAACUGGUACCCAUGGCUGCCCAUGAGGCCUCGUCACUCUACAGUGAGGAAAAGGCCAAGCUGCUUCGGGAGAUGAUGGCCAAGAUUGAGGACAAGAAUGAGGUCCUGGAUCAAUUCAUGGACUCGAUGCAGUUGGACCCUGAAACAGUGGACAACCUUGACCUGUACAACCACAUCCCACCCCAGCUCAUGGAGAAGUGUGCAGCUCUUAGCGUCCGGCCUGACACUGUCAGGAAUCUCGUCCAGUCCAUGCAAGUGCUGUCAGGUGUGUUCACGGAUGUGGAAGCCUCCCUGAAGGACAUCAGGGACCUACUGGAGGAGGAUGAGCUGCUUGACCAGAAGUUCCAGGAGGCAGUGGGUCAGGCCGGGGCCAGCCCAGCAGCCCCCAAGGCUGAGUUGGCAGAGGUGAGGCAAGAAUGGGCCAAGUACAUGGAGGUCCAUGAGAAGGCCUCCUUCACCAACAGCGAGCUGCACCGUGCCAUGAAUCUGCAUGUUGGCAAUCUGCGCCUGCUCAGCGGGCCCCUGGACCAGGUCCGGGCUGCCCUGCCCUCGCCAGCCCUAUCUUCAGAGGACAAGGCUGUGCUGCAGAACCUGAAGCGCAUCCUGACCAAGGUGCAGGAGAUGCGGGACCAGCGCGUAUCCCUGGAGCAGCAGCUGCGGGAACUUAUACAGAAGGAUGACAUCACUGCCUCGCUGGUGACCACAGACCACUCUGAGAUGAAGAAGCUGUUUGAGGACCAGCUGAAGAAGUAUGACCAGCUGAGGGUGUACCUGGAGCAGAACCUGGCUGCCCAGGACAAUGUCCUCAGAGCACUGACAGAGGCUAAUGUGCAGUAUGUGGCUGUGCGGCGGGUGCUGAGCGAACUGGACCAAAAGUGGAACUCCACACUGCAGACCCUGGUGGCCUCCUAUGAAGCCUAUGAGGACCUGAUGAAGAAGUCCCAGGAGGGCAAGGACUUCUAUGCAGACCUGGAAAGCAAGGUUGCUGCUCUCCUGGAACGGGCCCAGUCCACCUGCCGGGCCCGUGAGGCUGCCCGCCAGCAGUUCCUGGACAGAGAGCUGAAGAAGAAGCCACCACCACGGCCCACUGCCCCAAAGCCACUGCUGCCUCGCAGGGAGGAGAGCGAGGCAGUGGAGACAGACCUGCCUGAGGAGCUGCGCAGCCUGCCCCCUGACAUGGUGGCUGGCUCCCGGCCCCCUGACACCUUCCUGGGAACUGCUGUCCCACUCCACUUUCCUCCCAGCCCCUUCCCCAGCUCUGCAGGCCCAGGACCCCACUAUCUUUCAGGACCUUUGCCCCCCAGUACUUACUCGGCCCCCCCUCAGCUGUUGCAGCCUGGGCCUCCCCAGGCUCCGGGGCACCCUGCAAUGGCCGUGGCACCUGGGACCACCCUCUACCCAGCUCCUGUCUACACACCCGAAUUGGGCCUUGUGCCCCAAUCCUCCCCCCAACACGGUGUGGUGAGUAGUCCCUAUGGAGGGGUAGGGCCACACCCACCUGUUGUGGGUCUGCCCUCCGCCCCAACUUCCCAGUUCUCAGGCUCCGAGUUGGCCAUGGGGGUCCGGCUAGCCACCACCACAGUAGAUAGUGUUCAAACCCCCAUCUCCAGCCACACGGCACCACGGCCAAACCCCACCCCUGUUCCUACUCAGCGCUGCUUCCCAGUGCCCUCACCUCAGCCACUGGCCACACCCUAUGCCUACCCUAUAGGGACCAAGCAACCCCUCCCAGCCCAGCACCACUUUCCUACCAGGAUCCCUACAGGUUACCCAGCUCCAAGGGUUGCGUCCCAGCCACAUCCCUCACGAGCUGCGUUUGGGCCUCAGCCCCCCCCACUCCAGCAUCCACACCUCUUCCAACCCCAGACCUCAGGUCCCCUCCCUCCCCAGUCCCCUUUCCCCUUUGCUCCUCAGCCUGGUGUCCUGGGGCAGCUGCCACCACCCCUGCACACCCAGCUGUACCCAGGCCCCUCUCAAGAUCCUCUGCCGCCCCAUUCAGGAGCUCUCCCCUUCCCUAGCCCUGGGCCGCCUCAGCCUCCCCAUCCCACCUUGGCAUAUGGUCCUACCCCUUCCCCCAGGCCCCUAAGCUCCCAGGCAGCCCCGCUCUCCAUUCGAGGCACCCCGCCUGCCAGCCAGCCAGCCCCCACUCCUCACCUGGUGCCUUCACCUGCCCCAUCACCGGGGCCUGGCUCGGUACCUCCUCGGCCCCCUACUGCAGAGCCGCCCCCAUGCCUGCGCCGAGGCUUUGCAGCGGCAGACCUGCUCUCCUCUAGCCCUGAGAGUCAACACGGUGGCUCGCAGCCUCCUGGGGGUGGGCAGCCCCUGCUGCAGCCUACCAAGGUAGACGCAGCCGAGGGCCGUCGGCCACAAGCCUUGCGGCUGAUCGAGCAGGAUCCCUAUGAGCAUCCUGACAGGCUGCGGCAGUUGCAGCAAGAGCUCGAGACCUUUCGGGGCCAGCUGGGGGAUGCAGGGACUCUGGACACUGUGUGGCGGGAGCUGCAAGAUGCACAGGAACAUGAUGCCCGUGGCCGCUCCAUCGCCAUCGCCCGCUGCUACUCCCUGAAGAACCGGCACCAGGAUGUCAUGCCCUAUGACAGUAACCGUGUGGUGCUGCGCUCAGGCAAGGAUGACUAUAUCAAUGCCAGCCGUGUGGAGGGGCUCUCACCAUACUGCCCACCUUUGGUGGCCACACAGGCCCCGCUGCCUGGCACAGCUGCUGACUUCUGGCUCAUGGUACAUGAGCAGAAAGUGUCAGUCAUUGUCAUGCUGGUGUCUGAGGCUGAGAUGGAGAAGCAAAAGGUGGUGCGCUACUUCCCCACAGAGCGGGGCCAGCCCAUGGUGCACGGGGCCCUGAGCCUGGCCUUGAGCAGUGUCCGCACCACUGAGACCCACGUGGAGCGUGUGCUUAGCCUGCAGUUCCGGGACCAGAGCCUCAAACGCUCCCUUGUGCACCUUCACUUUCCCACUUGGCCUGAGUUAGGCCUGCCAGACAGCCCCGGCCACCUGCUGCGCUUCAUCCAGGAGGUGCAUGCGCAUUACCUGCACCAGAGACCCCUGCACACACCCAUUGUUGUGCACUGCAGCUCCGGUGUGGGCCGCACGGGAGCCUUUGCUCUGCUUUAUGCAGCCGUGCAGGAGGUGGAAGCUGGGAAUGGGAUCCCUGAGCUGCCCCAGCUGGUGCGGCACAUGCGGCAGCAGAGGAAACACAUGUUGCAGGAGAAGCUGCACCUCAGGUUCUGCCACGAGGCGGUGGUGCGACAUGUGGAGCAGGUUCUGCAGCGCCACGGUGUGCCCCCUCCUUGCAAGCCCUUGGCCAGCACGAGCAAUAGCCAGAAGAAUCACCUGCCUCAGGACUCCCAAGACCUGGUCCUCGGUGGGGAUGUGCCCAUCAGCUCUAUCCAGGCCACCAUUGCCAGGCUUAGCAUCCGGCCUCCUGGGGGCAUGGAUAUCCCCCCUGCCAGCCUGCCAGGCCCUGCAGAGCUCCCCACCCUGCCUCCAGCCAGCCUCAUGGAGCCUCCUCAGCUCCCAGCCUCUUCCCCACCCCCUCCUCCUUCACCCCUGCCUGAGGCCCCCCAGCCUGAGGAGGAGCUGCUGGUACCUGAAACCCCCAGCCUGGGGCCCCCCUCUUCCUCCUUGGAGCUGCUGGCCUCCCUGACCCCUGAGGCCUUCUCCCUGGACAGUUCCUUGCGGGGAAAACAGCGGAUGAGUAAGCAAAACUUUCUGCAGGCCCAUAAUGGGCAGGGGCUGCGGGCUGCCCGGCCCACCGAUGACCCUCUCAGCCUUCUGGAUCCACUCUGGACGCUCAACAAGACCUGAACAGGCUUUUGCUUUUUGAGUCCUCACACUACAUCAUCUCGCAUGCCCACCUGCCCAGCAGGGCCCCUCAAGGUGGGCACAGCCUCUUUUCCCAUUCUCGCUGCCUUCAGCCCUGGCCCAGCCCUGGCCCAGCCCACACUCCUGUCGGGUGGUGAUACAUUGUGGGCCUUGGGUCAGGUUCUCCUCUAGCUCUUUGCUAAUGAAAUAGUAAAGCAACCUGUUCUGUG